GCCCGAGCCAUUCUUGCCUCUCUGGCCCGCUCCGCCCGCGAGCUGGUAGAUAUCCCAGAGUUCCGCUCGUCGCAGGCCCUUCCGCCGCGGCAGCCAUUGUAGAAUAACAGCCAUGGCUCUGCGCUACCCCAUGGCCGUGGGCCUCAACAAGGGUCACAAGGUGACCAAGAACGUGGGCAAGCCGAGGCACAGCCGCCGCCGCGGGCGUCUCACGAAACACACCAAGUUCGUGCGGGACAUGAUCCGGGAGGUGUGUGGCUUCGCCCCUUACGAGCGACGAGCCAUGGAGCUGCUCAAGGUCUCCAAGGACAAGCGGGCCCUCAAGUUCAUCAAGAAAAGGGUAGGUGGGAUUCCCGUGCGGGGGCCCGGUCUGGGACUCGGGGCUCAGGCUCACGGCCCUCCUUGCCCGGCAGGUGGGGACACACAUCCGCGCGAAGAGGAAGAGAGAGGAGCUGAGCAACGUCUUGGCCGCCAUGAGGAAAGCGGCAGCCAAGAAGGACUGAGCCCUUCCCCUCUGUUCACAAUAAAUCUUGCCCAAAACUCGGCGUUUCUCUGCUGCCAUUGGAAGUUAAAGGGUAGUUCACCGUUGAGAGUUGGGGGGGAGGGUCCCACCCCCUGGAGCAUUCCGGAGAGGUGGUGGUGAGCAACAAAAGAGGCCACAGACAAGCAGUACUGGAAACGGUUUUUAAUCAUAAUUAAAUACACUGAUUGAGUCAUAGUAA
This is a messenger RNA of Capra hircus (goat), 722 nucleotides long. It is a transcript of the gene RPL36, whose product is annotated as ribosomal protein L36. Lineage: Eukaryota; Metazoa; Chordata; Mammalia; Artiodactyla; Bovidae. Gene Ontology annotation, cellular component: ribosome; cytosolic large ribosomal subunit. The transcript is spliced from 3 exons. Gene Ontology annotation, molecular function: structural constituent of ribosome. The coding region runs from base 113 to 643 and encodes 176 amino acids. Gene Ontology annotation, biological process: cytoplasmic translation. The record is from RefSeq and is a predicted model, not a curated record.